This is a messenger RNA of Myxozyma melibiosi, 2469 nucleotides long. RefSeq lists its product as uncharacterized. The record is from RefSeq and is a predicted model, not a curated record. Bases 1 to 2469 code for a protein of 822 amino acids. Lineage: Eukaryota; Fungi; Ascomycota; Lipomycetes; Lipomycetales; Lipomycetaceae. The transcript has 2 exons.
AUGCAAUGGCCGCAGUCUUCUCCGGCUCUGUCUGCACUGCCGUCCUCGAACGUGCGUCUGCAGGUUCUCGCAGACAACCGUCGGUUCCUGCAUCUCUCCCGUCCUGACGCGUCGGUCUCGGACCUCAAGCUCGAGAUCGCGGCCAGAUAUCUGCGAAUAUACAAAACCGCAGUAACAGUCACCCGCAUAACAGACCCAGACGGCUACGACCUCGACGAAGCCUACCGCGUCUCCCAAAUCUUCCCCGACAACGGCCUCGUCCACAUCCAAUUCGCUCUCGCUCCCGCCCCUCCCAUCUCUUCUCCUUCUCUCGUUCUCGGCUCUGAACCCCCCGACGACUCUGUCUCUGCGCUCCCGAAAAGCGCAAAGCGGCGGAGACCUUCCUCGUCUUCCGCGCUGUUCGACUCUUCCUCGCCCACCGCGAAACGCGCGCGUACUGGCGAACAGCAGCAGCAACUUGACAGCGAAUCCGACGGAGACGACUACGACCACCACGAAACCAGCACAUCUACAAUCCGCCGGCACCCCAAAAAACCAAAACCCAACGAUCGCCGUCGCAGCAGCAGCAGCACGACCCCUCUCCACGACGACUCCAAAGUCAUCAUCUCGUCCGCCAUCGACCGGAUCCAACGCGCAGCCGAAAACACCGCGUCGCCGGCAACUCCUCAGAAGCUCUCGAUCGGGCCGAGUUCGCGCGCACGUAUCCAGGAAGCAGCUACGCACGGCGUGUAUCUCCCCUCGAUCAGCCAAGACGAGAUAGUACAGAUCCGCGAGAUUACAAGACAAGGCAAGAAGCUCGUGCUGAGACCGGAGGCGCCGAUUAGUGUUUUGGAGCGGAAGUUUGCGGAUUACGAGGCUGUUUCGGAAAGUGAGGUUUACGAGGAGAGUUUGCUUGCGGUCGAAGUGCCGUUGAUAUCUGAGCCUGCGAGGGAGGAAAGCGAAGAGAGCGCAGAUGCGGUGAGUAGUGAGGAUUCUGAUGAUUCCGAGGACCACUCUUCACCGCAGAAAGACCUUGAGAAAGAUGAGGAUGUGGCAAUGAUCGACUCUGCCGACUCCGAGAGCGAGAUUGAGAGCGAGAGCGAGAGCGAAGAAGAAGUCAUCCCCGCAACUAUCGCAUCCAGUACAAACCCCCCUGCUCAAGAAUCUAUUAGAGAUUCAAUUGAGUCGUCGGUCGAAGAUACAGGAGACGAAGACUCUGCUGUGGAGGAUAUAGAAGAAAUCGACGACGAUGACGACGACGACGAAAAAAUCGAAGAGGAGGAAGACGAUGAUGAUGAGGAGGAGGAGGUAGAAGAAGACGAUGCGGUGUUCGAGGAGCAAGUGUCAAUUACGUCCAUUGCCAAAGAAGAUACGGAAACGACAUCGUCGGAAGCUGAGAAAUCAGAGUUGAUGACUACUGCACCUGAAAUCGAACUCGAGCAGGAAAGUGAGGUAGUCGCUGACCUUGCUGAAGACCUUGCUGAAGACCUUGCUGAAGAACAAAAGGAGAACGAGGAGGAUGAGGAUGAGAAUGAGGAGGAAGAGGAGGAGGAGGAGGAAGAGGAGGAGGAAGAUGCAGCACGCCACGAACCAGACAAGAUCAUUUCCAACCCUGGCGAGAAAAUCGAUCUCAACUCGUCCGAUGAAGAACAGCUGCAACCUGCGCCGCUCAACGGAGAUACCAGUGCUUCUAGAGAGGAUUUCUCCAAGAAAGAGGAGGAGGAGGAAGAAGAAGAGGAAUCGGCCUCAGAUUCAGAGUCGGAUGAAUCUGGGGAUCAAAAGAAUGGAGUGAUCAAUGGUGUUGAAGAAGAUGAGAGCUCUGAUGAGAGUAACAGCAGCAGCAGCGACGAAGAUUCUGCUGAAAAACCUGCUCCUGAUACAACCUCGACAAAGCCCACCACCACUCCUUCAUCCCCCUCCUCCUCCUCCUCAGACUCCCCCCCACCUCCCCCAAAGCACACCCCCUCCCUCUCCCAACCCCUCCCACCAGCACCCACCCACCCCCCUCGCCCCGCCCCCCCUCUCACGCCACAACCCCACCGCCUCUCCCGCCCCCUCCUCUCCCCCCUCUCGCACCGCAAACCCACCCCACUCUCGCGCCUCCGCGCCGGAAGCGGCGGCAGCGCAGGGCCGACGCGGAUCCCCUCGUUCAGAAGCCUGAGCGAGCUCGCGAGCGCGGGCGUGCCGGACGUGCGGGAGUCGACGACGGGGGUGCGCACGUCGUUGCCGUUUCUCGCGAGUCAGACGGCUGUGGCGUCGGUUGCUGCUGCCGCGGGACCGAGUACGCAGAAACCGUUCAAGCUCUCGUCGGAUGAUGAUGAUGAUUCUGACUCGGACUCAGACUCAGACUCGGAUGAUGACUCGGAGGAUGAGAAGGAUGAUGAGGAUGAUGCGAUUCCGGCGGAUAGGAGAGCGAGUUUUGUGCCGCAGAAGAAUAGAAAGAAAAAGAAAAGCUCUGGGUUUUUGUCGUUUUUGUCGCAGAGAAGAUAA